This is a messenger RNA of Saccoglossus kowalevskii, 905 nucleotides long. RefSeq names its product deoxycytidylate deaminase-like. NCBI's taxonomy places the organism in Eukaryota, Metazoa, Hemichordata, Enteropneusta, Harrimaniidae. Gene Ontology annotation, molecular function: zinc ion binding; dCMP deaminase activity. Gene Ontology annotation, cellular component: cytoplasm. The record is from RefSeq and is a predicted model, not a curated record.
CCGGAAUUUGGCACAGUCCACUGUACAUUAAGGGGUCGUUCUGCAAUGAUAUAGUUAUUUUGAUGAAAUUCUAAUCAUUAGAAGGUAGAAACAUAUUUGAAAUUACAUAAUAGAAUACACCAUAUUUCUAUACAAUUAUUGUAAUGCACGGACAUUGAUCGAAAUUCCGCCCCUUCAGAGUAGUACAUAUUAAAAUGUCUGGAUUAUUUUGGCAUAUUGACCUGAGAAUCACAAAUCUGAACAGCGCCAACUUCUUGACUGUCAGUGACGUCAUUAGCGCGGCAAAAUCUAAGAUGGCGACAAAACAAAAAUCUUCCACCUACCACAAAAGCUCGAAAAGAGUAAGGACAGAAGUAAGGGACGCAACACCACGAGUCAGAGAGUCAAAUGGAGAAAUAACUGAAAACAAUUUGAAACGUGUCGAUUAUCUGUCAUGGGAAGACUAUUUCAUGGCUGUUGCGUUCCUCUCUGCUCAGAGAAGCAAAGAUCCAAGUUCACAGGUUGGAGCAUGCAUUGUUAACGAGGAAAAGAAAAUAGUGGGUAUUGGCUAUAAUGGUAUGCCCAUAGGUUGCAGUGAUGAUGUAUUACCAUGGAGACGGAAAGCAGAUGAUGAGUUGGACACAAAAUAUCCAUAUGUCUGCCAUGCAGAGUUGAAUGCCAUCUUAAAUAAGAACUCUUCUGAUGUCAAAGGCUGUACUAUGUACGUUGCGUUGUUCCCUUGCAAUGAGUGUGCCAAGUUAGUGAUCCAAUCAAAGAUCAAAGAAGUGGUUUACGUGUCCAAUAAAUACCAUGAUACGGCUGGUGUGACAGCUUCCAGGAAAAUGCUGGAUUUAGCAGGUGUUAAAUACAGGUAUGAAGUGCAUAGUGGUAUGUCAAACUGUUUGUACAGUGUCAUUAAACCUUAA